ACCCUUCUAGUUUUGUACUUUCCUCGAUCUCUCGCAUCUUUUCAUAGAAACAAGGCAACUUACAAACACACACAUAUCCCUGUACUUGCAGUUAGCAUCCUUUGAAUACCAUGGACGACCUGGACCUUCCCGAUCCUUCGCUCAAGAAUAUUAUUGACCAGACCACUUUGCAAUGGGUCUUUGUCGGUGGCAAAGGAGGUGUCGGCAAAACAACGACCUCCUGUUGUCUCGGCGUUCAGCUCGCCAAAUCGCGUACCAAGGUCCUGUUGGUUUCCACCGACCCCGCACACAAUCUCUCCGACGCAUUUUGUCAGAAAAUUGGACGCGAGCCCACGCCGAUUCACGGGUUUGACAAUCUCUGCGCCAUGGAGAUUGACGCCUCGCAGGAAGCCGAGUCGGAAAUCGAAGCAACCGACGACAACGACGUCUUCGGACAAAUGUUCAACGAUUUGCAGAAUUCCAUUCCCGGCAUUGACGAAGCCAUGAGUUUCAGCGAGCUCAUGAAGCAGGUGCAGCAGCUCGACUUUGACGUGGUGGUCUUUGAUACGGCGCCCACCGGACACACACUCCGGCUCUUGUCCUUCCCAACCAUUCUCGAAAAGGCUUUUGCCAAAGUAUGGGAGCUUAAAGACCGCUUCGGUGGACUCAUUGGGCAGGCAACGGCACUCAUGAGUGGAGGCAAUAACCCCGCCGCGGCCCAAGAACAACUGCUCGGAAAAUUGGAAGAAACCCGUGCCGUCAUCAACAAGGUUAACCAGGCUUUUCAAGAUCCCACGAAAACGACCUUUGUCUGCGUCUGCAUUCCGGAAUUCUUGUCCAUCUACGAAACGGAACGUCUAGUCCAGGAAUUGUCCAAGUACGGCAUUGAUUCGCACAACAUUGUGGUCAACCAAGUUUUGUUUCCGGAAAAAGAUGCGGAAGAACUGUCGGCGUGGUACGAAGCAAACGGCGCCACUUUACCCAAGGAAGCUCGGGAGAUCUGCUCCAAACUUUUGGCACGCAAACGGAUGCAGGACAAGUACAUUGGACAGUGCUUUGAUCUGUAUGGGGACGACUUUCACGUCGUCCUCAUGCCCUUGCUGGACUACGAGGUUCGGGGUGUGGAAAAACUCAAGACCUUUUCGGAACUAUUGGUCGAUCCGGUGGAUAUGGACGAGUAA
Phaeodactylum tricornutum CCAP 1055/1 is the source of this 1160-nucleotide messenger RNA. RefSeq lists its product with no specific name. Lineage: Eukaryota; Bacillariophyta; Bacillariophyceae; Surirellales; Neidiaceae. Gene Ontology annotation, cellular component: GET complex. The coding region runs from base 111 to 1160 and encodes 349 amino acids. The record is from RefSeq and is a predicted model, not a curated record. Gene Ontology annotation, biological process: post-translational protein targeting to endoplasmic reticulum membrane. The transcript is spliced from 2 exons. Gene Ontology annotation, molecular function: ATP hydrolysis activity; ATP binding.